AUGGCAAAUGCAACGCUAGAUACAGAAAAGUUUUACCUUGUCCGAGGCUGUCAGAAUAUUGAAGCAGAUGAGAUCGACUAUCGUAACUUAAUGACCUACUACAAACUGGAGCCGGAAUUGGCCAAGAUGGCGAAGACGACUCUGCCCAGCACUUAUCAUCACCUGCUGCGCGGGGUGGGCGUGGCUCAAGAUUCAUUGAUGCCCAACGAGGCCAAGGGGGACCUGAUGGCGCUGCUGGAUGGCGUGCCUUUUGAUCGACCUAUUGAGCCGCUGCCUGAGAGUGUGGUGAAGAGUGCAUUGCAGCUGCCUGCAGGGAGCAAGAGAGGCCCCGUACUGCAUCCACUCAAAAGUCGUAAGACACCAGGAUUAAUUCAUGCGCCACCUCCAACAGGUGCUGAACGAGCAGCUCAUGCGGAGAAACAAAAGGGCAGGUUUAAGGACGAUAAGGACCGCAAGGAAAAAAAGGAAAAGAAAAAGAAGAAGAGGGAGAGAGAAGACGCCUUGACGCUGCAAAAAUUGCUGGCUCCACUUGUGGCUGAGUUGCGGGCACUUACCUGGGCAGGAUGGGUUGUCGGUGGUAAGCCGGGAAACCCAUUUUUGCCAAAGUUUACAAAGGAGAAUUGCAAGCGCCUUGGUGUACCCAACUACUUUGACUAUGUGAAGAGCCCGAUGGACUUGACACGGAUGAAAGAGAAGGUGGAGCAUGCGGAGUACACCAAGAUCGACCAGCUUACGAAUGACAUUAAGCUCAUGGCUGCAAAUGCCAAAACAUUUAAUCGUGUGGGCGAACCGGUGCACCAAAUGGCCAUUGAGAUUGAACAGCUUUACGAGUCAAAAUUGUCGGAUUACAAGAAGACGCUCGACGAGCUGCAGCAGGAGCGCAAAAAGCGCAAGAAAGACAAGAAGAAACGCAAAGAAAAGAAGAAAGAGAAGUGA
Messenger RNA from Peronospora farinosa, 936 nucleotides. The record is from the annotation of a GenBank genome assembly. Lineage: Eukaryota; Oomycota; Peronosporomycetes; Peronosporales; Peronosporaceae.